Molecule: messenger RNA, 1341 nt
Organism: Anopheles maculipalpis
Lineage: Eukaryota; Metazoa; Arthropoda; Insecta; Diptera; Culicidae
Product: galectin-6-like
Exons: 1
Coding region: 73-1341 (422 amino acids)
Molecular function (GO): galactoside binding; carbohydrate binding
Source: RefSeq, a predicted model, not a curated record
UUUACUGCGCCGUAACUGCAUCUGUGUGUGCACCAUUUCCAUCACCAUGGAGCGGCCAACAAUCUAGCCCGAAUGGCCGUGUUCGUCUGCUUGGCCCUUAGUAUUGGCGACGACUUGCUAGCUUACGGCAGUGCGCUACUUGAUUGUCGUGGUAGUUCGUGGACGGAAUGCAAAUCGCAGUUGGCCUCGACCCGUAACCAGCGCCAGUUUGAGGCCCUUUUGCAACGUUACUAUCCAACCACUGCCAGUAUACUGAACGGUCAAGGCUGCUGUGAUCGUAGCACUAUCGAAUCGGCCACCACAACCGGAGCGAUCGAGAUGUCCACGGAAUCGCUGGAUAGUUGCGAUUUUGCUUACCAUGAAGUUUCGUCGCCUGGUUCCGUCAGCCUUGACAAGAGUUCGUCGACGGAGGUGGUGCACACGGUGGAAAACAUUACCGAAGUAUCGCCAGGGCUGUGUUUCGUCAUUAGCGGAACGAUACAGCUGACCUGUGAGCGGUUUUCCAUCAACUUGCUGCUGAAAAAUGGUGACGUCGCGCUACACUUUAACCCACGCCUGCCACAGAACUACAUCGUACGGAACUGCCGUGUAAAGGGAUGCUGGGGUAAGGAGGAGGUCGCGUCACCGCUAUCGUUCAACUUGCACCGUGGCCAACGCUUUGCCGUGCAGGUGCUGGUAACGGACAAGGAGUUUCUUAUAUGCGUCAAUGGGCGACAUUUUAAUGCGUUCCGGCAUCGGUUGCCGUAUCGGAAGAUAACCACGCUGGAGGUGAAGGGUGAUGUGCGCGAGGUGGCCGUAGAUCAAUGCUACAUGGAAUGCUACCCUCAGCUGGAGCUGGAGCUUAUCCGUCAACAGUCCCCGGAAGCGGCAAGUGUACCCCGUUCGCUGCCGGAAGUGGAUGGAAAACCGAUGCCUUACACCGGUGUGCUGCAGGAACCGUUCACCAACGGGCGCAAGCUGCACCUGUACGGACGUGUGAAGCUGUUGCCACACUCGUUUUACCUAAACUUACAGAGCAGUGCGUACGUGUGGCCUCAUCCAAAUGUACUGUUUCAUCUGAAUCCACGCUUUGGCAGUGUCGGCGGACGGCAUGUGAUAUGCCGGAACUCGUGGCUCAAUGGCAAGUGGGAUCGGGAAGAACGAUCGGAGAAUAUGACUGAUUUUGCGCCUGGAAAAGCGUUCCAUCUGCAGAUUGCCUGUACGGAUGUUAGCUAUCAGGUUUCGCUCAACGACAAACUUAUCGCGGAGUUUGUGUUCCGGGAUAAUCCACGGCUGGUGGAAGCGGUUUACAUACAGGGCGAUAUAAAGGUGUUCGAUGUCGUCGUCGAAACUGCGUACUAG